AUGGAAAUCAUUGAAUUAAAAGAGGAAGAGGCUUAUAGAAUAUCAGAUCCAACUGAUAUUGUUUAAGUGACCCUCAUAGAAGGAGCUGUUGAAAUCUUUGGUUAAGAAUUAUUGAUGAAAAAAUUAUAUGAAUUCCCUCCACAUAAACCAUUUUCUUUAUUCUGUUGGGUUCAAUCAAAAUUAAAGAUUAAAUAUAAAUCUAAAGAAGAUUAGCCAGGAUAUAUCUUUAAUGAAGAAGAAUUAAAUUAUCAUAAAAUGAUGCAUGAUUUUCUCAAGAUAAACCAUGUUUUAGAAUCCUAAAGGCAAAUGUCUUUUCAGCUAACUGAUAAAAUUGGUCCUAGAUUGUUAGUCUUGGGAAGUCAUUCUUGUGGCAAAAACACUUUAUGCAAGACUCUCAUCAAUUAUAGUUUAGUGUAUGGAUGGAAACCAAUCUAUGUGGACAUUGAUCCCGAUAAUCAAUAAAGUGAAUAUCCUCAUUCGAUAAGAGCUGAAGUUCAAACAUGUGUUAAAGAGUAAAUGUAGAAGAACAGAGUUACCUAUUAUUUUGGAUAUUAAUAUAAGGAUAUCGUAAGAGAUAUUUCAAAAAGAAUGUUAUUUGAUAGAUUAACAGAGGAAUUAAGUGUGUAAGUAGAUAGAAAAUUGUAGGCAGAUCUUGAAAGAGCGAAGGAAUAGAAGGUUUAGAUGUUGAAUUAACUGGGGAAAGUUAAAGAUUAAAAACUGUGUGAGUUAAUCUACAUGAAAUCCCAAGAAGACAAAGAUGAGAAGGAGAUAUAUGCCAGUGGGAUCUUUGUAAAUUGUCCAAAUUUCUUAGGCUUGCAUAAUCAAAUAAUGGAGUAGAUUAAGUUCUUAAUUGAAAAAUUUAAAAUCACCAUGGUCAUCGUAAUUGACAAACCAGAUAUCUACAGAGAUCUUGAUAAAAUUUAAGAUAUCAUUGUUUACAAAAUGGAAAAACUCAAGGGAGUUGUUGAUUCCUAUAAUCUAAAAGAAUUAGAAUCAUUAAAUUAUACUUCUUUCUAGAGUAGUCAAUCGAUACCCGAGUAUUAAUUGGAACUAUAUUAAAUGCAAGUGAGAGAAGAUAAAUAAAUAAUGUUUGAGAAAACAAAAUCUACUAACAUAGUUAAAUUAACUAUUGCAGUUCUUCAUCUCAAAAAAACAUAGCUCGAAGAAUCUAAUACCGAGUUAAACUCAAAAUUAAUUUUAUAAGCUCCUUUGGCAUUCUUAGCAUAUGUUGAUAACUUCGAUAAGGACAAAGGCUAUUUAAUUUAAAUACCAAAUGACAAUUGUCGCCAAACAUUAUAAAAUAACGUUUGUAUUAUAGGAAGAUGA
Paramecium tetraurelia is the source of this 1326-nucleotide messenger RNA. RefSeq lists its product as uncharacterized. Gene Ontology annotation, biological process: tRNA splicing, via endonucleolytic cleavage and ligation. Gene Ontology annotation, cellular component: nucleus. The record is from RefSeq and is a predicted model, not a curated record. Gene Ontology annotation, molecular function: polynucleotide 5'-hydroxyl-kinase activity. The transcript has 6 exons. NCBI's taxonomy places the organism in Eukaryota, Ciliophora, Oligohymenophorea, Peniculida, Parameciidae.